Messenger RNA from Labrus bergylta (ballan wrasse), 3995 nucleotides. It is a transcript of the gene ttf2, whose product is annotated as transcription termination factor, RNA polymerase II. NCBI's taxonomy places the organism in Eukaryota, Metazoa, Chordata, Actinopteri, Labriformes, Labridae. Gene Ontology annotation, biological process: DNA repair. The record is from RefSeq and is a predicted model, not a curated record. Gene Ontology annotation, cellular component: nucleus. Gene Ontology annotation, molecular function: ATP-dependent chromatin remodeler activity; ATP binding; zinc ion binding.
UGGUUGAUACGAAAAUACCACAUUUCGCCUUCGAACUGAGGAGCCGAGAGAGUGUGGCUGUACAAUGGAAAAGGUCUUAUGUGGUGUCCACGGCUGCUUGUGUCUGCUGAAAACGGGCGUGAAAGAUGGACCGAAUAAAGGCAAAAGCUUCUACGUCUGCGUUGACAAGCAGGGCUGUGAUUUCAGUCAGCUGGCCAGCAUCUCACCGUCCCACUGCCUCCAUCAUGAAGAUUCAAUGGUGGAACUUCAAGCUCUCACCUACAAUCUACAGCAUCAGAGUCACAGGUUGUUCUAUCGAUGUGUUAUAGGUAAAAAGGCAGGCCAGAAGUGGUGUGGAAACGUGCCUUGGAGUGUGCCAGAGAAAGAAAAUAGAAACCCUCGAUCAGACACACAUCUACAACCCUCUUGCCUGCCACCUGCCAGGAACCCCUUUAAAGCCCCCGAGAGGACAGAUAAGGACUCUGAGAGGAGAAGGAUGCAGGGUGGUGGAAGUAAUGAGAAAAGAAGCGAGGAGGAAGAGAGUGAGUCAAGCCACAAGGCUAAAGGAAGAGACAGCUAUCAGAAAGAAAAAGAGGAGAGUGUGAGUACAGGAAGAAAAGAAGAGGCGGAAAGGAAGCAAAAUGUGUCUGACUCUUACAGAGGUGUUCAACUUCCAGCAGGGAUGAAGUUAAAAAAGAGAGUUUCAGAUGAGGAGAGACACUGUGCUGAUGCUAACAGUGUGGACAAAACGACGGAUAAGACGCGAAACGAGGAUAAAGAGAAGAGCACGGAGCAAGCCGAUAAAUCAAAGGGUGUUCAUCCUGAGAAAACAGAUCAAGCCACACAGGAUCCUCACAAGGGCUCACUUCAGAAACCUGCCGAUGGAGAAACAUCUGUGGUGAAACAAGUCAACCCUUCUGUAAAAGACACUGCUUCUAAAUCUACACCCAGUAUCAGCACCCAGGCCUUCACAGACUCAAAAACCACCGGGAAACCAACAUCUGAGAAACCAACACAAUCGGAGCCCAGUCAGAAACAACAAGAAGAUGAUGAUGAUGAUGAUGAUGUUGUGGUGGUGUCAGUGAAACCUGCUUCUCAGAAAACUCCUCCUGUUUCCGCCGUGCAAAAGACCCUGACUGCCUACCCGGGAUUUAACCCAGCCUCUGUGGUCAAAAGUCAGCGGGAAGAGCCCAAAGGCAUGCGUAGUCUGCUCACUGCUCAACUCCAACAGAAAAAGGCCACUCUGUCCGCGGUGAACUUGGCCGCUCUGCCAGACAAAGGGGAGAGGUUGAGGACUCAGGUCAAAGAGCUGGAGGACGCCCUGGAGUCUCUGAGCCUCACCGCUGCGUCUCAGCCCGAAUCACUUUCAGGUUCCCAGGGUGCAAGUAACAGCAGUGAUGCUAGUGAAGGUAGCAUCCAUGUUAAUCCAUUCAGCAGGAAGGGGGGCACCAUCCUGCUCCCUGCCCCACCAGCCACGGGCCCCUCCCAACACCAGGCCUCCAGCAGCUCCCUGGGGCUUCAGCUGAGCCAGGGAUACAGCCAGAUGUAUGGAGCGAACGCCUUUUACGGCGGAAGGAUGACCGACGGCCGUCUGCUGGCGGUGAAAAAUGCCACUUGCGAAGCCAUCGACCAUCUCCACAAAUCCUUAGAGUCCUGCCCUGAUGCUGAGGCCGAAGUGACGGACCCGAGGGGCAUCAAGGUUUCGCUCCUCGCCCAUCAGAGGAAAGCUUUGGCCUGGCUGCUCUGGAGAGAAGCUCAGAAUCCCUGUGGAGGAAUUCUGGCGGACGACAUGGGUUUGGGGAAAACUUUGACAAUGAUCGCUCUCAUACUUUCCCAGAAGAUAAAGGCGAAAGAGGAAGAUAAAAAGAAGGAAGAGAAGAAGCCGGAGAGCUGGAUUUCAAAGUCUGACUCGAGCGUCGUGGUCUCUAAAGGCACUCUGAUCAUCUGCCCCGCCUCUCUGGUCCAUCACUGGAAGAGGGAGAUUGAAAGACAUGUGAAGACGGGCAAGCUGACUGUGUACCUGUACCACGGCCCCAACCGUGAGAGAAGUGCCAAAGUACUAGCAGAUCAUGAUGUGGUGGUUACUACAUACAGUUUGGUCUCUAAGGAGAUCCCAGUCCAGAAAGAUGAGGGAAAACCCAGCAAAGAUGCUGUAGCUGUGACGUCACGCUCAGCUCCUCUUCUGCGCGUGACCUGGGCCCGGGUGAUUCUGGACGAAGCACACAACAUCAAAAACCCCAAAGUGCAAACCUCCAUGGCGGUCUGUCAGCUGAGGGCUCGUGCACGCUGGGCUGUCACUGGCACUCCCAUCCAGAACAAUCUACUGGACAUGUACUCACUGCUCAAGUUUCUGCGUUGUGCUCCGUUUGAUGAGUACAAACUUUGGAAAGCUCAAGUAGACAACGGCUCCAACAGAGGCAGAGAGAGACUCAACAUCCUGACCAGGACUCUGCUGCUCCGACGCACCAAAGCCCAGAAAGACACCACAGGAAAACCACUGGUGUGUCUUCCUGAUCGAACCUGUGAGGUGCAUCAACUUAAGCUCCAAGAUGAAAAGGCUGUCUAUGAUGUGGUCUUUGCCCAGUCCAGAUCCACUCUACAGAACUACCUCAAGAGACACGAAGGAAACGACUUGAAAAAGGGGAGUACUUCCAGCUCCAAUCCCUUCGACAAAGUUGCCCAGGAGUUCGGCAUGUCCCAGGCUGACCCUGCUCUGUCCGGUUCCCAGCAGCCCCAGCAGGCGUCCAGCACCGUCCACAUCUUGUCCCUGUUGCUGCGCCUGCGACAGUGCUGCUGUCACCUGUCACUCCUAAAGAAGACUCUUGACUCGACGGAGCUGCAGGGUGAUGGGAUCGUCUUGUCCCUGGAGGAGCAGCUCAACGCUCUUUCGCUCUCCUCCAGCCCCUCGCCAUCGGGUCCGGACCUUAAAGACACUGUCGCUCUUAACGGCACACGCUUCCCCUCACAGUUUUUUGAGGAAACCAGUGAGAGCUCCAAGAUUUCUGCCAUCGUCUCUGAGCUGAAGGCGAUCAGGGAGAAGAGCGCUGAUCAGAAAAGCGUGAUUAUAUCCCAGUGGACCAGCAUGCUCCACAUUGUAGCCGUUCACCUGAAGCAGAUGGGCCUGAGAUACGGCGUCAUCGACGGGACGGUCAACCCCAAACGUCGCAUGGACCUGGUGGAGGAAUUUAACACUAACCCGAAAGGACCACAGGUGAUGCUGGUUUCUCUCUGUGCUGGAGGGGUUGGGCUCAAUCUCAUCGGGGGGAAUCAUCUCUUUCUCAUCGACAUGCACUGGAACCCAGCUUUAGAGGAUCAGGCAUGCGACCGGAUCUACAGAGUCGGACAAACUAAAGAUGUCACCAUCCACAGGUUUGUGUGUGAAGGCACAGUGGAGGAGAAGAUUUCCACACUGCAGGAGAAAAAGAAGGAGCUGGCCCAGAAUGUGCUGUCAGGAACAGGAAGCACCUUCACCAAACUCUCCCUGGCUGACCUCAAAAUCAUUUUUGGUGUCUGAGACGGAAGAGAACAGUCAACCCCCACAGUUACACCAGACAGCUGUUAAUUCAAACACUCAAAGUUCAGGUUGUAGGGCUGAAACUUGGGAUAGUUUUUCAUAUAUCUUGGUUGAAUGUUAUACACUAAUAUCAUCAUACAUAUACAAAUUCAUGUAUUACCUGUGUUUGAGAGCACAUGUUAAAGUAUACAAAAGGUCUCCAUGCGCCUCUUAUUUUAUUUUAGUACAUAAUUAUUGGUCAGCCUCUUUGUGCGUUUGUAUGUGUAGCAAAUUGACAAAUACAUUUUAAGAUGUGUAAAUGCUUUUACGUUCUUAUAUUUUUUCUUUCUUAUGUGAAAGUCUGUUUAGUUUCUAGUAGCUGAAGCUCUUUUUGGAGUGAAGCAAACUCUCCCUUUUAUUUGUGUUAUGCUCGUUGGCCUUGUUUUUAAAUGCAUCAUAUGUAUGUGUGGUGUAUUGUUGAGUGAUUAUGUUUUAAUAAAUGUAAGUGUUGAAAGUUAUUGUA